UGUAGGCGUGUAUAGCAACACAUGAAGUGCAGUAAUGUGUGUGCGCAGGUCGGACUCGGAGUGCGCGCGCAGCGUUGCGCCGCACGUGCGCGUGCUGCGGCGCGUGGGCUUCCUGCGCGGCGCGGCGCUGAGCUCGCGGCCGCGCGCCCAGCGACUGGUGCUGCGCGGAUACCACGCGCUGGCGCUGGCCGCCACCUCCCUCUACGUGCUGCAGCAGGCAGUAUACGCGUACCAGGAAAGGGGCGACAUGGACAAACUGUCUCAAGUGAUGUUCCUGAUGCUGUGCCACGUGACGUGCGUCGUGAAGCAGAUCGCGUUCCACGUGGACGCGGACCGCAUCGACCGACUGAUCGCGUCGCUAGACGAGCCGCUGCUGAACCAGUGCGCGGGCGAGCGCGGCGCGCUGCUGCGAGGCACGGCGCGCGGCGCGGCGCGGCUGCUGCGCACGUACGCCGGCUGCGCGGUCGCUACUUGCGUGCUGUGGAUCGUCUUCCCCGUCAUCAAUAGAAUCCAAGGAAUCUCAUUCGAAUUCCCAUUUUGGACUGGUUUUAGUUACGACCACAACGCUGUGUUCACCUUGGUGCUGCUCCAAUCGUUCUACUGCACUAACUUGGUAGCCAUCGGCAACACGUCGAUGGAUGCAUUCAUGGCCACGAUUCUCGAUCAAUGUAAAACUCAACUGAGAAUACUGCGAAUAAAUUUUGAGUCGUUGCCUGAGAGAGCUAGAGCCUUGCAUGUGGAAUCCGGAGAAAAUUAUGACACGAUACUUGACAAAUUAUUCGUUGACUGCUUGGUGCACUACAACAAGAUAACCGAGAUGUGCACGGAGCUGCACGACGUGUUCGCUGUGCCGCUGCUCGUACAGUUCGGCGUGGGGGGCUGGAUUCUGUGCAUGGCCGCUUACAAGAUAGUCAGCCUCGACGUGCUCAGCAUCGAAUUUGCGUCCAUAACACUAUUCAUCACAUGUAUUCUUAUAGAGCUCUUCAUAUUCUGCUAUUACGGGAAUGAAGUCACAGUGGAGAGCGAGCGCGUGUCGCAGUCGCUGUACAGCAUGGAGUGGCGACGCGCGCGGCUGACGUUCCGGCGCUCGCUGGUGCUGGUGAUGGAGCGCGCCAAGCGGCCGCUGCGCCCCGCCGCCGGCCGCGUCAUCCCGCUCUCGCUCGACACCUUCGUCAAGAUUUUGAAAUCAUCGUACAGUUUUUAUGCAGUCCUGAGACAAACUAAGUAAACGGACGAAAAAAAGUAAUCAUGUAAUAUUAUCAUAAAUUGCAAAAAGUAAUUGUAUGUUUAUCUGUUACUAAUCUAUUAAAUCAUGUUUUAAAAUACUUUUGCCUUUCCUUAAAAAAAUACUGAAAUCUUGCUUACCACUUUACGUGGACUGGCUCAUGUGGCCCGGGAGCCGGGUAAGCGAGACGCUACUAACCGCACAUGUUCCUCUCAGUAAUGAUGUAAAUAUGCAAUAUAGUGUAGGUAUUUACAAAGACCAACUGAAUAUCAAAAUGAGGGGUAUCUAUGUCCCUGCCGGGGCUGCGGGAUUGUUCGAAAGAGUUACCGCGACCCUGGUACAUAAAAGGCCUACGACGGACUACUACUUCCUCACCACUGCUAAGCCACAGCGAGAGGGGUCAUUAUUUGAUGAUUUUUGGCGUCGUUAAAAAAAGGUGUUAUUAAUAUUUCUAUCUGUUAUUUUUGGCAAGGUUCUAAGUAAAUUAGUCACCCAUAGUUUAUCAGCACACAAUAAACACCUCUUCUUUCUCCUGCCCUGUUCCCAAUUUUACUUGGGUUUGGUCAUUCUCUUCCAUUUUCCCCUGUCACUCGUCAUACUGACACUCACUCCCUUCCUAUUCAUGUCAUCUUUCAGGCAAUCCAAUCAUCUUUUCUUAGGUCUUCCUCUUCCUCUCCAUCCAUCUACAUUCAUACUUAGCACACACUUUGUUGCAUCCCUCCUCAUUACAUGCCCAUACCUUGACAAUCUUCUACUUCUCAUCUUUUCUGUAACUGUCGCUACUUUCAGACUUCAUCUAAUGUAAGAACACAAUAAACACCAUACAACACAAACAACUAAUACUCUGAAAUAAAUCAAGAUCCACCACACCAAAUCGCCUGUGCUACACACCAUCAAUAUACACAUUACUAUACCGACGCAUCCCAGUGGAUGCUGUUUACACUGAUUUUAACAAAGCCAAACAAAGACAAAGUCGACCACUCUCUCUUACUCGGAAAACUUUAACUCUUUAGUGUAGGAGGUUCAAUGAUAGCUACAGCCUUUUUUAUCGUCCUACUUCUGGGCACAGGCCUCCUCUUACACAGAGAAGGAUUGAGCGUUAAUCACCAGGCUUGCAUAGUGCGGGUUGGUGAUUUCAGACUAUAUAGACAAGGUUUCCUAGAGAUGUUUUCCUUCACCUUUUUAUCAGCCAUGGGCGUCUAAAGUGGUUCAAAUAAUAUUUAGUUAAUAUAGCCAUUCAAUGGUUUCAAUAAAUGAGCAUCUUUCUCACCCCUGUUUAGAAAGUUCCGGAGUACCGCUAGGUUCCCCCUUAGGACCUAUUAUACUUUUUAAUAUGUAUUUUAAAUGUCAUAAGAUCAUGUUUCAAAUUAUCAAAAUUUUAUUUAUUAUUGAUGAUGUUAACAAAGCUGUUGCUUUACUGACGGUUUUUUUUUGUAUUAAUAUAAAUUCCUUAAACCGCCCGCGGAAAAGUGUUAAAUAAAUUACACUAGACACAUUUCGUAGGAAA
Molecule: messenger RNA, 2732 nt
Organism: Helicoverpa armigera (cotton bollworm)
Lineage: Eukaryota; Metazoa; Arthropoda; Insecta; Lepidoptera; Noctuidae
Product: odorant receptor 4
Exons: 9
Coding region: 35-1228 (397 amino acids)
Biological process (GO): sensory perception of smell; detection of chemical stimulus involved in sensory perception of smell
Cellular component (GO): plasma membrane
Molecular function (GO): odorant binding; olfactory receptor activity
Source: RefSeq, a predicted model, not a curated record